GUUACCUUAGCCAUUUGUACAAGAACAAAGCCCAGGAAAGACCAUGAGUCAGACAGCUGGAGGUCCUCUGAAGGCUGUUGGAAUCGAUUUCCUCAGAAAACACAAUACAUAUCUCCACCACACCAAUGAUUACAGUAACUCAAGUCUGGUUGUGAGGCGUGGAAAGGAGUUUCAGUUGCAGUUGACCUUUAACAGAGAGCUGAAAGACCAGGACAAAAUCACACUGCAGUUCAGUAUUGGUGACAAACCAAAGCGAUCAAGUGGGACUCUUUUAUCCUUGAAUGCAAGGUCAGGACAGGAGGUUAAUGGCUGGCGUGCCACCAUCAGUCAAACCAACGGGAAGGAGUGCCUGGUUGUUGUGACCAGCCCAGCAAAUGCAAUUGUUGGGAAAUACCUGCUGAGUGUGAAAACGGGACCUAAUGUCUAUAAACCGGAGAAGAGCUUUAUCUAUGUUUUGUUCAACCCAUGGUGUAAAGCUGACUCUGUUUUCAUGCCUGAUGAUGCUGAAAGAGCCGAGUAUGUGCUCAAUGAUACUGGCUAUAUCUAUGUUGGAUCAGCAAAAAACAUACGUGAAAGACCUUGGAAUUUUGGGCAGUUUGAAGAAUACGUCUUGGACUGCUGCAUGUACCUUCUGGACAAAAGCCAGCUUAAGCAGAAUGUUAGAAAGGACCCUGUCAUCAUCUCCAGGACCAUGUCUGCUUUGGUUAAUGCCAACGAUGAUGCAGGAGUGCUUUUUGGGAACUGGUCAGGACGCUAUGCUGGUGGUACCUCUCCAUUGGCCUGGACUGGAAGUGCCCCAAUUUUGCAGCAGUAUUACAAAACCAAAAGAACUGUCAACUUUGGUCAGUGUUGGGUUUUCUCCGGAGUGCUUACUACAGUCAUGAGAAGUCUGGGGAUUCCAUCCAGAAGUGUGAGCAACUUUGCUUCCGCUCAUGAUACAGAGGAAAACCUAAAGGUUGACAUCUAUUUGAAUGAAAAGGGAGAAAAAGUAGAGGACUUAACAUCAGACUCUAUCUGGAACUUUCAUGUCUGGAAUGAGGCUUGGAUGAAAAGGCCAGACUUGCCCAAAGGCUUUGAUGGUUGGCAGGCAAUUGAUGCCACUCCUCAAGAACAGAGCCAAGGGAUUUUUCAGUGUGGCCCCUGUCCAGUAAAUGCAAUCAGAAAGGGAGAAGUCUAUCUUCCCUAUGACUCUAAGUUUGUGUUCGCUGAAGUGAAUGCAGACAGGGUUUUUUGGCUUGUAAAGACUGUGAAUGAUGAAAGCAAAUAUGUCAAGCUGCGUGAAGAGACCAAAGUGAUUGGGAAGAGCAUCAGCACCAAAGCAGUUGGGAAGAACACCCGUGAAGACAUCACGGUUCAGUACAAAUUCCCAGAAGAUUCUCCGGAGGAAAGGAAAGCGGUAGAAAAUGCUUGCUCUUAUCUAAAUUCUACCAAUCUGGGGUCCUGUGAAAUAACACCUCCCCUAGAGCCUCUUAAGGCUAACCUCCAACUUGGGAUGGAAGGUGAGACAACCUUGUGGCCAGGGAAUCCCAUCGAUCUGAAUAUUGUGGUAAAGAACGAAUCUGCAGGCACAUGGACCGUGAACCUUGUUGCCUCUUGUCAGCUGGAGUCCUACAUUGGAAAAGUGGAGGCCAGCCUCGCAACCAUCAAGCAGACUAUCCAAACAGAAGGCAAGCCAGCUAUUCAGAUCCCUCUGAGAAUAGCAGCUGAGACUUACCUAAAAGCAUUGAUGGCAGUAGAGGAUGAACUUUUGGUCAAAGUCAACAUUAUUGCAGAGAUUCAAGAAACUAAUGAGACACUCACGGAAGAGCUGACUUUAACCUUCCAGUACCCACCUCUCAAAGUGGAGAUGCCGGAAACUGCAAAGAUCAAUGAAGAUUUUAAGUGUGCAUUCAUUUUCAAGAAUACACUCUCCAUUCCCUUGGAAAACUGCAAAUUGCAUGUAGAAGGCCUGGGCAUCUUUAGAAUGGAAACAUUUGAUCAAGGAGAUGUGGCUCCUGGCAACAUAUUUAAAUCCAAAAUCGUAUGUGCUCCGAGGAGAACAGGGACCAAAAAGAUAGUGGCCAAACUCAUCUCCACCCAGGUGAAAGGGAUCGCUGUGGAAAAGAUCAUUACCAUCAUGGAAUAGGGGCAGUUCCCACAGCCAACAUCUGGUGGCAGCCAGAGGCUACCGCUGAGCUGUAUUGACACCGCCUGCAGCUUGGAUGGGGAACCAAAACAAGAGUCAGAAAGAGACGCUUAAGAGAAUUUAAGUGGCUUAAGGGUAUAGCUGUUUUGAUUCUAGCUAAUGGGGAUUUAAUAGAGAUUAUUCAAAUCUGCUCUUAGAUGUGUAUAGAUUUGGCAGUUUAGGAUGAGUAAGAACAUGUUUUGUGGAAUUUGGAGUGGGCAAAAUAUCCAUGGCUUUGGCAGGGGCGGGAGAAGUUGGCUCUGUUUUCCUUUAGCAAACAAUUUAAGGCUUUGUCUGAGGCUAACAACAUUAGCUCCUUCUUUUCCUUUCAGUUGACAUAAUGGUGGCUUUGACAGUUGCUAAUUCUGCCGCUAGCAUUUGUGUCCACAACAUGCUGUGUAUGACAAAGCUGCAUGUAGCCUGCUUUGCUUCAUAGUACAAGGUAUGCAACAUUUGGUGCAUUAUGUUGUGAAGUUUGCACAGAGCCAUUUAUAUUCUGUGAUCAUAAAUACAGC
Messenger RNA from Heteronotia binoei (common prickly gecko), 2679 nucleotides. RefSeq names its product transglutaminase 4 (gene TGM4). Bases 44 to 2125 code for a protein of 693 amino acids. The transcript is spliced from 14 exons. The record is from RefSeq and is a predicted model, not a curated record. Gene Ontology annotation, biological process: peptide cross-linking. Gene Ontology annotation, molecular function: protein-glutamine gamma-glutamyltransferase activity. Lineage: Eukaryota; Metazoa; Chordata; Lepidosauria; Squamata; Gekkonidae.